Molecule: messenger RNA, 2108 nt
Organism: Phyllopteryx taeniolatus (common seadragon)
Lineage: Eukaryota; Metazoa; Chordata; Actinopteri; Syngnathiformes; Syngnathidae
Gene: kdf1b
Product: keratinocyte differentiation factor 1b
Exons: 4
Coding region: 180-1247 (355 amino acids)
Biological process (GO): regulation of epidermal cell division; keratinocyte development
Cellular component (GO): cell junction
Source: RefSeq, a predicted model, not a curated record
UUGACGUUGACGCUCAGGUGCACUUUCGAACUGUCGACAACAGUUACUUCCCAAAAGACGACUGCAAAAAAAAGUUUAUCGCCUCAAGAUGUAUCAAUAAGAUAUGUUAAAUGACAGGGAAAGAGUGCAGCGAUCGUUUACGAGUUGCUACGUGGGCGAACCGUGAAUUCCCGUAAGCCAUGUCUGUAGGCAGCGCGGACAGCACGAAAGAAAGCUCGAGGCCUGGCAGCUACAAGCGAGGACCGAGCCAGACCGGCAGCCGGGGGUCUUGGUCCUACGAGGAGCGCUGCGUGGACCCUGUCGAGCCAGAGCUGGAAUCCCCUCAGAAAGACUCAAACGGGAAGGAGUGCGACACCUUCCUGCCUUCCUCGGCCGCGCCACCCCGUGCCACUCAAACCUGCAAUCCCUGCGCUUCUCCGAAGGCUUGCGGGACUUUAAUGUGUAGCGUCCUGACGUGCGGCCUGUACAGAGUUUGCCUGCGAGCCCCGUGUCUGGCGCCCAAAGAGAGCGUCCCGGAGGAACCGGAAAAGCUGAGCCUCCGCGCUGACAAUCCGGCGGUGCGCCAAGAGGAGAAGGAAGACGACGCGGACUGGCUGGGCGACGUCUGCAUCGGCGGUGUCAAAGUGGACAGCCCGAGGGAUUACAUCGACUACGACUCUGUGACGUACGUGCCACAAACGCAGCCGUGCCACCCUUCCCUGCAGGAGGUCAUACAACUGGACGACUGGGAGGACGGCGAGGAGAACGUGGACUCGCUGAUCACCAAGAAGCUGCUGGAGCUCUACACCGAGUACCAGAUCGAGGAGUUGGCCCGCUGCACCACGGACUCUGUGUUCCUGCGCAAGAGCAAGGCCAUCAACCAGCUCAUCAACUCGCUUGCCGAGGAGCACCAGAUGGACGAGCAGGAGGCCGAGUGUCGGCUGGUGCGCGGCAUCAUCCGCAUCAGCACGCGCCGGAGCAAGAAGAAGAAGCGGCCCGUCGUCUCGCGCCCGGAGAGGACGCUGUCCGACAGCGGCAAUGAGACCAUGAGGGAGAGCAGCUCUUUUGCCUUCAGCAACAACAACGACUACAAAUCAAAUCCAAACAUCCAAAUAUCUGAAUUGACCUCCUCUGACAAGUGUGCCCGUGACAUUUGGAGGAACAACGGAGGUCGCACGUCCAGCUCGACGUCAACGAGCUACUCGCCCUCUCACACCGAGACGGACUCGUCGGGUGUCCCGCUCAUUCGCACGUCUGUCAGAACAUGAAUCCGUCCACACACUGCAGGGGGUGAGGGUCCUCGAUUUACGGCAGAGAUCCAUUCCUCCAAUUGCCUCUUGGUCAGCAUUUUAAAUGAAAAACCGACGGAAUAAAAAUGAGGCAGAGCAACUCUAAAAUCAGACUUUGUAUACUGUUAAAAGCCAUACAAAACUAUGGCGUAAAAAUCCGCAAUUUACCGAGGGAAAUCUACUGUCGUAAAUUGAGAACCCUGUGUAUGUGUUCCCCACUAGUCUUUGAAGGGGCCACAAUUGCGUGUGAAGGACACAACUGAACUCAGGGCUCUCUGUUUCAAUAUUGACUGUAUAUUUGUGUGUGUACCUUUUUUUUUUUUUUAUAUUGUACUGUAACUGAACGCCACAUCGCCAUCAGCUCACAAUGUUUUUUGUUCAUCCUCUGUUUUGUCCUCCUAUCUUUUCUCCAUCUAAUUUAUGUCUCUUCUGGUGGCUCCUGCAUUCAUGUGGCUUACGUAUCGCGAUGAAGGGAGUUGCCUGGUUCAUGAUAAUAAUCGUAACAAGUUUAAAUGAAGCAAACAUCAAAUGUCUUUCGAAUGUGGUUUUGUGGCCAUGAGAAUGAACAACUGUUCUUAAUAAGCAUAUGCAAUGUUGUACUAGAAGUUGUUACUCUUAGAUUCUUACACGGCGGCUCAAGAAAAGUUGUGGGAAGUCAUCCAUCUGCGCUCUCUUAUCUAGUGGCUACUGUGGGCUUGUGCGCCUCGGGUAUUGUUUGUGCUUUAAUUCUUUUAAUGAACAAUGUAAAUGUGCAAAUCCAACCAAAUGUUAUUAUAAUUAAUACUGUGGUUUUUUUAAAUGUUAUUAUUAAGUGUUUUACAAAAUAAAUCCAGUGAGGUA